UUAUUGUUGAUAACAACCUCUGUAAAUGUGUUGUUUUAAAAACUUGAUCGAUUUUCUCUCGUUCCUGAAAAUUCUCUGAAAAUUAUGUCUGUUCCAUUCAGUGGAGCAUUGCGCAGAUCCGGAGGGGUUGUUUCAGCUAUUGGUAAACAGCUUAGAUCAGUAAAUCUAAAAGCAGCCAAGAGAAUCACUGUGAAAUUUGACCCAUUUGGAGAUAAUGUAAAGCACACUCGAGACUUCUUGCAUUUGAUCAGUUCAAAGAAGAUAAGCUUGACGAAUCCAAACUGUACUUUGAAAACUGAAGUUGUGUGCGAUCGUAGCGAACCUACUAUUGAUAUUGCCCUUGUGCCUUCAGUAGCAGAAACUACAAAAUACAAACAAGUUACUCUGAAGAGUGGUAACUUAACUUGCCUAGAGCUCUUGCAAUUACUGAACAAGCACAUCAGUGCCGCAGCCCCGGUGGAGCAGCCCGCCUCCACUAUACAGACUAAAUUGGAAAAGAAGAAGAGCAAGAAGAAGUGAUUAAAAUGACUCGCUCUAAAGGAAACAUGCAUGUUGUGGAGGAGAUAUACAACCAGAUACCAGCAUUCACUGACGUCUUCUCUGAGGACUCAUUCUAUACAUUUGUUAUCUGCUUCGUCAUAUCUACAAUCAUGGUUGUUUUUAUAUUGUCUAGAUUUAUUACCAUCAAGCCUGUAGAAUAGUAUGAAAACCAAAUAAAUAAUUAUUAAUGUGUUA
Molecule: messenger RNA, 735 nt
Organism: Plutella xylostella (diamondback moth)
Lineage: Eukaryota; Metazoa; Arthropoda; Insecta; Lepidoptera; Plutellidae
Gene: mRpL53
Product: mitochondrial ribosomal protein L53
Cellular component (GO): mitochondrial large ribosomal subunit
Source: RefSeq, a predicted model, not a curated record